This is a messenger RNA of Scheffersomyces coipomensis, 2679 nucleotides long. RefSeq lists its product as uncharacterized. Gene Ontology annotation, cellular component: intracellular anatomical structure. Gene Ontology annotation, molecular function: nitric oxide dioxygenase [NAD(P)H] activity; FAD binding; oxygen binding. The transcript has a single exon. Bases 1 to 2679 code for a protein of 892 amino acids. Gene Ontology annotation, biological process: cellular response to nitrosative stress; nitric oxide catabolic process. Lineage: Eukaryota; Fungi; Ascomycota; Pichiomycetes; Serinales; Debaryomycetaceae. The record is from RefSeq and is a predicted model, not a curated record.
AUGCCUGGUCAAUUAGACUUAAGAGCUUCUGAGCUCUUAAACAUUGAAACAUCAUGGUCUCAAGUUGAAAAUAAAGUUAAUUAUCAAAGAAUUGAUUUCAUUUCAAGAAUAUAUUCCACUAUGAUUUCCAACAAUAGAAAAUUUAGAUCUAUCUUUAAUGAUGAUUUAGUUUUAAAUCAUCAUAUUGCUAUCUUUAGUGAUUUAUUAAACUUUUCCCUUUCAUAUCUUAAUGAACCAAGAAUGUUGGAUGAAUUUAUGUAUCAAUUUAAUAUUGAAAAUGCUAUAUUCACAUCUGUUGCUGUUACUUAUUUAGAAGAAAUGGGUCCUGCUAUUAUUUCAACUCUUAAAGAAUAUUUACCUGAUUUAUCAGCUGAAGUUGAAACUUCAUGGGUUAAACUUUAUGUCUAUAUUGCUAAUUCUUUAUUACAAUAUUCUGAUAGUGAUGAUGAAGAAGAAGAAAUGGAAGACUCUUCUGAAGAUAUGGUUGCUCCAUUAAAUAUUAACCGAUCUAAUUCAAUGAAUACUCCAAUUACUUCUAAAUAUGAAGAAAUUCAAGAACCCCAAAUUCAAAUUCAAAGACCACAACCAAGAAUUACAAAACCAUCAUCUAUUUUAGAUCCAUCUAAAUCAAUUCAAUUCCUUUUAAAUAGUAAUGAGAAAUAUAAAGGAUUCAGAAGAAGUGUUGAAUAUGAAACUGCUGAUCCAAUCCAAGUUGAAAUCCCUCAAAUGAGUACUUUCCAAAAGGUUCAUCAACCAGUGGCUGCUUCAAGUUCAAAUAUGUCUGCUUCAUUAAGAUCAAUGUUAACUACUACUUCUGGUACAACUACUCCAUUUAUUACUCCACCUUCUACUCCAUUUGAUCCAAGAAAGACUAGAAGAGGAAUCCAUAGUUCUGCUUCUUCAAUUCAUGAAGAUCAUGAUACUUUUGUUUCAGUUCCAGCUUUACAACCUGUUGUAAAACAUGAAGAAGAAGAAGAAGAAGAAGAAGAAGUUUUCACUCCAGUUAGAUCAAGUAGAAGAAACUCAUCUUCAGAAGGAAAGAAAUUACCUGAAAUUCCAUCAUUAUUAGCUAAAUUAGAACAACAUCAACAAUCUUUAAUAUCAUCAUCUUCAGAAGAUGAAGAUUAUGAAGAAGCAACUAAUUCUAAACCAAUUGAGAAAUUUGAUCCUCGUAGUAGAAAGGGACACAAGAGAUCUAAUUCAGUUCAUAUUCCAUCUCCAGAAUCUUCAGAAGUUGAUGAACAAGAGGAAUUUGAAUAUAUGAGAAAUGAUAAUUUUAGAGAACAUCAACAACCAGCACAAAUCAAUAUUGAACCACCAACCAGUGUUCCAGAACGUUCAUUGUCAAGAGGCGGUUUAACUGGAGGUACUUUUGAUUAUAAUAGUUUUGGUUUGAAAGGAUUAGCUCCAAUCGUUGAAGCUGAUUUCGAUGAUAAUGCUUCUUCCAAAUAUGGUGAUAAUGAAGAUGGUAAUUCUACUACUUAUGGAGGUGAUGAAAGUAAUAAAUCAGUUACUGAUGAAGAAGAUACAUCCUCAAGAAAUUCAAGUUUAUCUUUACAUAAUAGUGAUUAUAAAUCAUCAAUAAGUUCAGGUGCUGAAUCUGCUAAUAGUUCACCAACUACUGAUUUAAAAUCUAAAUUCAGUAGACAAGCUGUUACUGGUCUUGAUUUUAAUAAUAAUAAUAAAGUACAACAACCAGCUUACAGAUCCCAAAUCCAACAACAUUACCAAGUAUCAACCUCUACUUCCAAUCUUGGAUCCUUGAAUAGAAAUUAUUGUUCAUCUACUCCAUCAUUAUUAAUGGGUAAAUCGGGUGAUUCAUAUGGUACUAAGAGAGCUUCUAUGGGUUUCAUGAGAAGUUCAUUUGUAUUAAAGAAGGAGAUGGAAACUUUAGGUUAUAAUGUUCCAGAAAAUGUAUCCAUGACUAAUGUUUCUAUGUCAAGUAAUACUGUUAAAAGAUCAUCACCUCCAAUGGCUUCAACUAGUAAUUUUAGUGAACAAUAUAAUCAAAGAGCUUCAACUACUAUCUCAUUACCAAGAAACUUUAAUUCUAAUAAAUUCAGACCUAAAACUCCAGUAUUUGAUGAAGAUGAUUCAUUUGAUAUGCUUAAUUCAUUCAGUACUUCAACUAAUAAUAAGAAUAAUAAUAAUAAUGGUCAAAAGGGUGGAUUGAAUUAUAAAUCAAGAGUUAUUGAACCACCAGCUAAAUUAUCAUUUAAACAAAGACUUUCAUCAUUCUUUGGUAGUUCAUCAUCAUCAUCCACUAGAUCUUCAACUUCUACUGCUUCAACUAGUCGUUCUGCUAGUUCAACUUCUUCUACUGGUAUGAACUCUAAUAAUUCUAUUAGAACUUCAUCAACUAGAGCUACAUCUGUUGCUAGUGCUUCAUCUGCUGGUAAUAUUCCAAGAAGAACUUCUGCCAGUCCAAUGGUUGCCUCAUCAGGAUAUAGUAUGACCUCCAAGAUGUCUCAUCCAUCUGUGAUGAGUGAUAAUGCAUCGAUUAAUACUGUUGAUACACGCACAUCAUCAAAAUCAAGAUUUUCACUUUUCAGUAAGAAAUCAAAGGAUGUUGCAUCACAAUAUAGAUUACAUGGUAGUAGAUCAAGGAAGGGUGGUAAAUAUAAGGUUCAAUCUACACCAUAUGAUUUAGAAUUAUUUAGAAAAGGUCAUAAUAUUUGA